Molecule: messenger RNA, 7407 nt
Organism: Suricata suricatta (meerkat)
Lineage: Eukaryota; Metazoa; Chordata; Mammalia; Carnivora; Herpestidae
Gene: ADORA2A
Product: adenosine A2a receptor
Biological process (GO): G protein-coupled adenosine receptor signaling pathway; adenylate cyclase-activating G protein-coupled receptor signaling pathway
Cellular component (GO): membrane
Molecular function (GO): G protein-coupled adenosine receptor activity
Source: RefSeq, a predicted model, not a curated record
UGGUGCCUCUCCUGGUAUCUGGGCUGAUGGUCUCGGUCUGCCCAUCCAUCACAGGGGCAUUCACAUCUGGCCCCUUGGUGACCUUUGAAAAUUGUGAGCCAGGUACGGGGGGAGGGAGGGGAGAUGCCUCGUGGAAUGAGGAGCAGUGGCAGAGCCGUGUGGCAUCUGGGCCAGCCCACAGGCCAUGCUGCAGUUGGUUUACCCUCUUCCUUCAGUCUCCAGGGCUGAAUCAUCAUGCCUUCUUCCCAGGGACCCCAGAAGUGGGUCUGCCUCCCUCCCACCCUCUACCUUCUGGGGCCUUCUCCCAGGGCUCCACUCCGGGCCCACUAGGGCCAUCUAGGAACCUCCCCGCCCCCUUCACCCCCACCCUACAUCUCUUUCUGGCAUGAUAGUGCCUGUCUUCCUACCAUUAGAGGGUUCAUUUCAGGGAGAUGUGGGUGCUAAGCACUUCCCGGGUUGCUGUCUCACAGGAGGGUAUAGAAGGGAAGACUCUUACUCAGGAUCUCAGGGAAUGUGAAUGGAACAGAAGUGGGAUCCCUCCUGAGUUCCUUCCACCAUAGAGUGGGCACCCAGCACCUUGUGUGUGGGGUGACCUCUUGGAGGGAGGCCAUCAGAUGCAGUGGCCAGUGAGAGGGUAAAUGGCCACCUCACGCUGAGAGGAUGUAGACUUUCCAGUACCUGGCCUGGCUGGGAGAUGGACUCUGGGCCCCCUGUGGGGAGAAAGGAGAUGUGGCAAGGGCCCUGUGGCCCCAGGGGCUGGUGUUGUGGAGGCUGCUCUAGGGGGGCCAGACUCAGUGCAGGGAGCUGGCUCUCCACCCUGCUGGUUCCUGCCCACAUCCUGCCCUCCUGGAGCUGAGAACAGCAGCCGCAUGGAGGGGCAGUGGGGGAGGGGGUACAACUGGAUGCCUGCCUGGUACUUUGAGCCCAGCCUGCACCAUGUUCCUGAAGUGGGGAGGCAAGAGGCACCUGUGGUCCAUGGCUGCUUACCUCCAGGCAGCCCAAGAAGACACCUGUCCUGCUCCAAUUGAUGGGGCUUUGUAGGUCCCAGGGCCCUGGGGUUCUGGGAGGCUUGUGCCCAGGUCUGGGCCACUCCAAACACCAGUCAUGGCAGAGCUAGUGGAGGGUGUGUGGUUGGGAGCAGAAGCUAAAGCUGCCUGUCUAGCUAUUUCUUCUUGUUGCCCUGUGCGCACUGACUGAGCUCCCAUUAGACAGAAGUCCAUACUUCUUUUCAGUCCACCUUCUGUGUCUCUCACCUGUAUCUCCUGCUGGGCUUUGUAAAGUUUCUGAGAUAAUUCUUCAGGGCUGAUCAUUCCUCAGAUUCCCAGUUGUCCCUUCAAUUGUGUGCACGCCUGAAGCGCAUUGUGUUGACUGUGUUCUCUUUCUCGUUCCCUUGACUUUUCAUUUCGGGGACUCUAUAUUCUUUCUUGCUCUUAUUCAUUCAGCUGUUCUUGUUCCAUUUCUACCAGACAAGCCAUAAGUUCUCUUUCUUGUUUAUGGUGCUAUUCCUUUUUUCAUCUCUUUGAAGAUCCUAAUGUCUUUGAAAAGCAUUAUUAGAUUAUGACCUUCAUCAUUCAUAUGAAUCUCCAUAUUUUGGGUGCUGCUGCUUUAUCUUUCUUAGCUUGAGUUUUUCUCCUGUGCUUUGAAAUGGUGGCUUACAGGGUCAUCUUAAGUGGGAACAGAGGCCCUGGAGACAGGGAGUGACCUGCACACUAGGGCAGCAGCUGGCUCUCAGCAGUCUCCUGGGACAGCUCCUCCUUCAAAGUCCCCUGCUAUCAGCUCGGAACCUUGCUAAGGCCAGGCUCAGCGGCAUGUGGCACAGAGCUCCCUGUCCCCUACCUGGCAGCUGGGAUGCUGCGCGGCACAGAGUAGGCAUUUGUAUAACAUUUGCUAUGAGAAAGCAGUGGAAGAGUCUCAGGCCAGGAUUCCAGGCCCUGGAAUGGGCCAAGCAUGGUUAUGCGAGGUCUGAGUCCCUACACAGCGCUUGCUUUGUUGCUUUUAGCGGCACCCAGAGGCAGAGGUGCAGGGUCCUGCCUGGAAGGCUGGCUCUGGGCGGGGGAGCCACCAUCUGGGCAUGUGUACAGAAAGCCUCGCUAGUCUGACUUACAAGGAGCCAGAAGUGGGCCAGGAAGUAUGUGGGUUUUGAUUAAGUGGAGUUUUAAUUAAAGUGGCCAGGUCGGUGGGGUUAAGGAGGAAGACCAGAAGCAGCAGCAGUUUUGAGUCUGACUGCUGGGAAUGCUAUGGGGCUGUCCUUUCAAGGCUUAUGCACGUUUCCCAACAUGUGUCUCUAGUUUGUAUGGGACAGCUUCUGCCCUUUGCCCUGUCCCCAACAAGGGAUAAUCACAGGGAAAUAUUACAUUAUUAACAUUUAAUUUCCCCUCCUGGCUAGCAACAGAUGACUCAAGAAUUAAUUAGAUAGAGCCAGCAGAGAGGGAUAGGAAAUUGCCAGAGCCUGGCUCCGCCCCUGGCCCCCUCCCCUUGGGCCUCCAACCUUCCUGUCGCUCUCAGAGGCCUCUGAAGGGAGGGAAGCAGAGAGGGGUCUCCUGGCAAGAAAUCUUCCUGCUGCUGUGUUUUCUAGGGGCAUUUCCCUCAGCUCUAUUUUACCCUUUUAUGCUCUUGGUAUCAGUAAGGCUGGGAGAGAUCCUUAACCUCUUUGGGACUUAGCUUCCUCAUCUGCAAAAUGGAGCUCAUGGGGCCAGUGAGAACAUAGAUGACCACAGUGCCCCCAUGCCCUCACACCAUGAGCUCCCAAGCAGGCUGCAUGAGCUGAGGGUCUGGCGUAGAGUCCCAGCAUCCAGGGAGAGCACAGGGUGUGGUGGCUUGGUGGUGGCCGGAACCCAGUGGCACAGCUGUCUCGAGCUGUGUGUUAAUUCCCAUUUCCUGUCAGUGAUACAUACAUUAGUAGCUUGAAAUUGCCCGUGCUGGGAGCAUUUAUACGUGAAUGUCUGGUAAGGCCACAAGUCAGGGUGCCCCCACCUCCCAGACUGAUUUGCCCACCUAUGGCUGGGAAGCUCCCAACCUUCCCACAGAGCAGCUCAGUGAGGGUUGAGAGCAGCAGCUAAGCUGCCUGGGGCCAGCACUCUGGUUUGACAGAUGCCCAGGUUUUCUUUGGGGCCAGGCUGGUCUCACCCCAGAAUGUUCUGGCGGCAGCUAGAAGAGCCUGCAGGAAUACUGUAGGAAGGUCAGACGGGGAACCAGAUGUGCAAGGCGGCAGCCUUUUAGGACUCAGAGGCAUUAGUGUGUCUUUAGCCCCUCGCAGGCUGAUGUGGCAGUAGGACAUGGGGCAGGAGGAUCGGUGACCACUGAGAUCCCUUGCAUCUAGGGAGAUUGGGAGGGUGCCCAGGCAUGGUGGAUGGUAGAAAGGUAGCUUCGGUUUAGUCAGGAAGAGUAUUGGUACCAGGUGAUGUUCAAUGUGAGAGUCCGUAGCACAGAGGGUGGUCGGGAAACCCUGAGGACUGGGCGUCUGCAGGCAGGUGCCUGGGGCUGCCCAGAGAGCCUCACCAAACAGAGGGCUGGGGUAGGCCUCUUGAAGGCCCUUCCAUUCCAGGCAUCCUGGCUCAUGGAGGUGACCCCAUCAGUAGGGCUCGGGGCAUCUGGGUAGGACAGCCCCGCUCCACAGAAAUGUGGUACGUAUUUGGGUCAGGCGGAUCGUUGGUAGUUCUACCUUGACUUCCCCCAGGCCAGGUGCCCUCUGAAUCUGGACAAUGGUCUGGGGCCAAGGCAGGCUUCUAGGCUAUUGACAGAGGCUGUAGUGCCUCUCAAUCCAAAUUUCCCUGGAGAGGCUGAAGUUUGGGUAAGAAGGAGGUGGCAGGUGAUGGUUAGGGGGCUAGGAGGGCAGGAGGCUCACUGAUAGGGGGAGGCAGGGUCUCCCGAGGCUUCCUUGGCCUGGACAGUAGCCUGCUGCUAGUGCUGGGCCUGGGAGGCCCCUCGGCGGGAAGUAGUUCGGGCCCUGUCACUUCCCUUCUGGAGAAUAAAAACAAGACCCUAGACACACGGCUUCUGCAGCUUGGGGUUGGGGGUGAGGGGUGAAUGCUGUCUUGGACUAUAGGCCAGGAGCACAAGGGGACACGGUCUGGUCCUCCUCUGCUAGUGACAUGCUUCGUGAGCAGCUGACUGGCAAAUACCCGUGUGCAGAAUGGUUGAGUUUCUGCCUAGUCCCUUGGUGGUGGCCCCUGCCAGGCCUGAGAGAAGCCCCUGGGCUGGCCGCGGGCUCCAGGAACCCCUCCAUUUUUCAAGGAUUUUGCCUUUUUCUCUGUCCUGCCUCCUGGUGUUGGGCGCUCCAGUGGGGCCUGCUAGUGGGCUGGGGAAGGCCCCUGGGAAGUAGUUGCAGCUGCCCGAGGCACACUGGAGUUAGAAGGAAGGAAGCUUGGUGUCCAUCUCCUGCAGCCUGGCAAUAGAUGGCCAGGGAUCACGAGUGACCUUCUCUCAAGGUUACCAGCCCUGAUCUAUCCCUUGUGUCCUGGAGGAGGUGAGGGCCGAUGCAGUUUCCUGAGCCCAAGUGUGGGAAGCGGAAAGGCAGCUUUGGGCAGCUGCUGCCCAUGUGCACCUGGGGCCCCGUGAGGGCCCAGGCCUGGAGCGGGGGGUGGAUUUGGCGUGAGGGGACGCCGCUGGGCAGCACGUGUGAGUGUGACAAGAGCCAUGGGAGGGGCCCCCAGGCUGGUAGGGCAUGUGGAGACCAUUUCACAAGCUCAAGGGUGAACACGAGAGAUUUGGGCUGGGGGAGAUCAAGGCCUCUGCUUCUGCUUGUGCUUCGGGGGGGGCGGUCAGCAAUUCCUCACAUCUCUAUGACAUUUUCACUCUGGGGAGCUCUUUAAGAUCUGUUUAUUUCCUUCUCAUAGAAUCAUGAGUGAGAGCUGAAAUGAUCCCCAGAGGCUAUCUGGGGUCCAAUUGCCUCACUGUAUCAAUGAGGAAACUGAGGCUAGAAAAGAAAAAAACAUCCUUGCCUGCAGCUCCCCGGGAAGUCGUGGCUGAGCACCCUGCUUUCUGCACAGCACCACACUGAAUUCAGUCUGUCCUGGCACCAGCCAGGCAGAGGAGCAGGUGCCUCAGGGACUGUGAAGCCGAGCUGAGCCAAGAUGCUGCCGGAGCCCCUGAAGAGGGCCUGGUUUCCGGAGACUCAGAGUUGGCUCUGAAACAGCCCUUGGGGAGCCCCCCUCCCCAUUGCCAGUAAGGACGCUCUUGGCUCCUGUGAAGAAGGGGCUCAGGGGCCUGGGCAGGGCCAGCUGCACUGCAGCUAUGGACCGUGAGCUGGCCUGGCCCGCGUCCUUGCUGACCCUGCCUGUCUGCGGCCAUUCCACCAUGGGCUCCUGGGUGUACAUCAUGGUGGAGCUGGCAAUUGCUGUGCUGGCCAUCCUGGGCAAUGUGCUGGUGUGCUGGGCUGUGUGGCUGAACAGCAACCUGCAGAACGUCACCAACUUCUUUGUGGUGUCGCUGGCAGCAGCCGACAUUGCUGUGGGAGUCCUCGCCAUCCCCUUCGCCAUCACCAUCAGCAUAGGGUUCUGUGCUGCCUGCCACAAUUGCCUCUUCUUCGCCUGCUUUGUCCUGGUCCUCACACAGAGCUCCAUCUUCAGUCUCCUGGCCAUCGCCAUUGACCGCUACAUCGCCAUCCGCAUCCCACUCCGGUACAAUGGCUUGGUGACUGGCACAAGGGCCAAAGGCAUCAUUGCGGUCUGCUGGGUGCUGUCGUUUGCCAUUGGCUUGACCCCCAUGCUGGGCUGGAACAACUGCAGCCAGCCGAAGGAGGGCAGAAAUGACUCACAGAGCUGCGGGGAGGGCCAGGUGGCCUGUCUCUUUGAGGAUGUGGUCCCCAUGAACUACAUGGUGUACUACAACUUCUUUGCCUGUGUCCUGGUGCCCCUGCUGCUCAUGCUGGGCGUCUACUUGCGGAUCUUCCUGGCGGCUCGGCGACAGCUGAAGCAGAUGGAGAGCCACCCUCUGCCCGGGGAGCGGGCUCGGUCUACGCUGCAGAAGGAGGUCCAUGCUGCCAAGUCGCUGGCCAUCAUCGUGGGGCUCUUUGCCCUCUGCUGGCUUCCCCUGCACAUCAUCAACUGCUUUACCUUCUUCUGCCCAGAGUGUCCCCAUGCCCCACCCUGGCUCAUGUACCUGACCAUCAUCCUCUCCCACACCAAUUCCGUCGUGAAUCCCUUCAUCUACGCUUACCGCAUCCGUGAGUUCCGCCAGACCUUCCGCAAGAUCAUUCGCAGCCAUGUCCUGAGGCGGCGGGAGCCCUUCAAGGCAGGCGGCACCAGUGCCCGGGCCUUGGCAACUCAUGGCAGUGAUGGAGAGCAGAUCAGCCUCCGCCUCAACGGCCAUCCUCCUGGGGUGUGGGCCAAUGGCAGCGCCCCCCAUCCCGAGCGGCGGCCCAAUGGCUACGCCCUGGGGCUGGUGAGUGGAGGGAGUGCCCCCGAGUCCCACGGGGACAUGGGCCUCCCAGAUGUGGAGCUCCUCAGCCAUGAGCUCAAGGGAGCAUGCCCAGAGUCCCCUGGGCUUGAGGGACCCCUGGCCCAGGAUGGAGCAGGAGUGUCCUGAUGAUCCACUCAGUUUGCCCUUUCCUCCAGGAAGGAAAUCUUUCUCUUUGGUGGAUGGAACCCGUCACAUUGGGAGAAGAGUGAACGUGCCCACAGACCCUCCUCGUGGCCAGUUCCCACUUUGGACUGAGAGGAGAGAGCCCUGGCUGGCGCAGCAUGAGGCCCAGCAGGAAGGGUCUGGAGUCCGAGGAAGUGGACAUUUCAUGCUGGGGGGCCUCCAUGAGGUCAGGGCCACAGCGUCAGAGAAUCUUGGCUGGGCAGGGCCCGGUCCCCCACUCUGGAAGCAUCUAGAAGUACCACUCUGACUUCACAGAGCAGCUGUGGCAGAGCAGGCUGGCUAGCCCUGAGGCUGGGGGGUGGCUCUGACAGACCCCUACCACACACACACACACCACCCUCUCCAGACUCUCUCCCUCCAAGGGUUCGGGAGCUGCUGUGCCCAGAGGUGGUGUGUUUUUAUUUUUGUUUUUUCCAGGAGAAAAUGUUAAACAUGAAGAAAUUCUUUUUUUUUUUUUUAACUUAUCUUCCUUCCCUGGUUGCUGGGUCUGUUGUCGGUCUUGCUGCUAACCUGGCGUCAGGAGUCAGCCCAGGGGGUCCCAGGCAGCCCUGACUGGCUGCCGUGAGCUGCCAUGCACUUCUGACCCCAUCAGUCCCAGGCCAUUUCUUAGGGCCACCGAGCUGGGCUCAAGGACAGGGAGUGGUAAUGGAGUGGUGUCCGACUGUGGGCUUGGGGGGGCGGGACUGGCCCACCACGGGGUGUGCCUGAGGAGCUCAGAGCUGCCCAGUUAGAGGCCCUAUCUAACUGCCUUUCCUUCUGAGGGGAAUGUUUUUUUCUGAGAUAAAAUAAAAAUGAGCCAUGUUGUGUUUUAAGCUUGUCCAAUGA